CGCUCGUUGUGGAAAGUUGUGCGGCUCGUCCGAAACUACGACGCUGUGUCAUUCAUUGCGCUUUCUUCGAUUAUAUGACGUGAAACGAAUAUUUUAAGCUCGCUGUGCCGUGAAGUGUUUGCAGUUUCGUGUUGCUACGGUGAUGUGCGGAUGAGAAAGGAUUUAGUAUAUCUUUACUGCGUAUAUGUGUAAGCAGGUGUGGGAGAAUGCGAUCUGUUCAGCGCUCAGUGUCAGAGCCAUUUUUUGAGUGACCUUCGCAUUGCUACCAUGCUGUUGUAAACCUGUAUUUUAUGCAAACUCCUUAUACGGAAAUGUGCGAUUGCCAUGGAAAGUUGUUCCUUAGCACUCUUGUUUACCUGAGAGAAUUGCUCGUUACGCUUCCCAACGCCGCGGUGAGCGAGCGGUGAAGAACCCUCGAUGCUACACGCCUCCACCAUACCACAUACCUCGCGCGUUUCAAGGUGUGCAACGCAACAUAUGUGGUAUGAUUUCUUGAGGUGAAAACGUCAGUCGCGUGGCAGAAUUUUCGCUUUGUAUCGGAGACAUUUCAUCGUCUGUGACUGACACUAGAGUGCCAAAGAUGGGUCGCCUGAAAGCUUGGCAGAACCUCAACCCGCUCUUCUCCGGGAAGUACAAGAAGCUCUUGGAAGAAUACGGAACCAAGGACUAUUCUAGACUGCUCCUGCAAGAGUCAUUACAGGACUACCUAUCCUACGCAUGUGGGCAGUGUGGACACAUCCAAAAACUACAGGCUGAGGAGCUCAACAGCAUCGUUGGCCACGCCUUCCGCCUCGCCUACGCCGCCCAUCUUCAGAAGUCGGGCGCCACUAUUAGAGAUGUGAUCCCUACCCACACCCACGGCAACACCCCUCCACUCCCACACACUUUAGCUCACCCCCAGAAUCACGGCCACAGCCACGGCCAUCCCCACCUCCACACCCCGUCACCUUCCGGCACCCCCACACAUACACACCAGAAGUCGUGUGAGCAUACCUGUCCUCCAUCGUUGUUGCAGGCCGCUGCAGCUUCUCGCGAGUCUAGUCCCAGCCCCAAGAUGAGAACGCCCGGAAGCCCCGCCUUAGCAUCCAGCCCCACACACAGCAGCAUCCAGAAGCCCUCGUCUCUGCCCGGUCUUCACAGUCACCCGGAGAAUGAUGCUCCACACUCUCCCGACAGUGAGAACAGCAACAGCCCGUCAGAACUGAACAGCUCGAAGAGACUAGCAGAUAAGCCUCCAUUAAUCAAGAAGCUAAGUGUUACCCUCGAGUCAACGUUAAACUUGGAGGAGGACCUUCAUCCCCUAGUCACAUCUUCUUCCUCCUCAUCUCCAUCGUGCCAGACCUCCUGUGUCACGACUGGCACUAGUUCUUCCUCCACAACGAGUACAGCUGUUGUUGGUUAUGUUAAUGAAAAGGUAGCAGACGCACCAGUUACAAGCGUCCAGUCUGCCAAUGGACAGGAGCAACAGGAUGUUGAUAACAAAUGCCGACUGGCUGACGAUGUGAAGCUGAAGCGCAUAUCUCAGAUCUCAGUCAGUUCCAGUGCCUCCUCCGGGGUGGUGGGCCUCGACGUCUCAACCUCGAGUACCCGGUCAGCCUCGCCACCGCCUCUGCCAGAGCGCUCCGACUCCCUCACGCCGCCCGAGGAACCGCACCUCAAGACAGCCGCUUGGUUCCAGGCAGGAAUUCCCAGGUAUGAAUUAGAAAUUGCCUUGGAAGUACUGAGUCAGGAACCAGUUGGAGCAUUCAUGGUUAGAGAGUCUACCAGUAAACCUGGUUGCUACGCAUUGAGUCUAAGAGUGCCUCGGGACUUCACUGUAUCUGGCAUUGCACACUAUUUGAUUGUGAAGACAAAUAAGGGAUAUAAAAUCAAGGGGUUCACAAAGGAGUUUAAUACUCUGACAGCUCUGAUCACCCAUCACUCUGUCAUGCCAGAGCUGUUACCAUGCCCUCUGUCGUUGAGCCGAUAUAAUCCAACUUUCACCUCUGAUGAUCAGAAUCGUAAUGAUUCCAAUGAUGAUGAUCCUGAUUACAACACAUUAUCUGACUUUAGAAAAAUGAUGGCAGAUUUGAAUGUCUAAAAGUCAUCAGUGAGAAGAGCUUAAGAGAUAUUUGAACUUAUAAGAGAGUAUAUAUAAAUUUAUAUAUAUCCUGUACAGAAAAAAAUGCUAAGGAAUUGCAUUGUAUAGUGUUUGAGUGGGAAUUAUUAUAUUAUAGCAAAAUAGCAAAAAUGGGAAAAUAUUUUUGUAAUUGACUACAGAAUAAACAGUACACCAAAAUUGUGAGAAUGAAAUUUUCAUUGUGUGUAUUGAAAUAUGAUAGUGAAAAAUGGAUGAAACAGGCUAAAUUUUCAGAGUUUCAGCUUUGCAGUUACUAAUUGCAGAGGAGUGAGACUGAGAACUCUACUAGAGAUUAAUUAAACCUAUUUAAUGUGGAAUAUAAUAAUAAGAAUGAUAAAAUCAAAUGUAUGUGAUGCAAUUAGUUAAGUGGUGCUUAAGUAGUACGUUGUAUACAGUAUAUUCAGAAAUAUAUAUAUGAAAUUUUUUCCACAUACCAAGGAGAAAAGUGGUUUCCCACAAAGCACACCUUUUCUAAUUGAGUCGCAGCGUUUGAAUGCAUGUUGGAAAUGACCAGUCCUGAGUUCACAUAUUUGAAAAACUUUUCAAGGUCAAGAACAGUGUCCUUAUGUAUUUUUGUCACAAAGUGAUGAACACUCUGUGUGAUGUUUCAGUGCCACUUUUGUAUGUUGAACUUAAACAGUACUACAGAAUAAACACAAGUUCUGGAAUACCAUGUAUAUUUUCAUGUAGUAUAGAUUAUUACCAAAAUUUUAAGAUCUUUGCAAUGAAACGGAGGAAAAGAUAAGAAUUAUCAGAGCUUGCAAUACAUCAUUUAUUUGAGGCUCAACAUAAAACCAUUCAUCUCAAAGUGCCAAGGAUUCAGAUAGCUGAUUUAUCAACUAAUUUGGAAUUCAAAACAUUUACUUUUCCUAAGAGAAGCUGUCAUUCAGUAAAUGAUAUUCAGACAUACCUCUUUUUUCAAACUUGUAAUUACUGUACAAUAUUUAUAAAUAAUAACUUGUUGGUUGUCUGGCUUUGUUCAAAGGAAGUCAUUGCUAUUGACAGUUAUUUUGAGCAAUCCUUCACAAUUCUGCUUCUAUGCAGAGAGUCUGUGGUAAGGAUCUCAUAAUGAUAUUAAUCUCUCUCUCAAGCUUGUAACAUGUGAUAUCUGAAAACAAGAAACGUAUUGCAAAAUUAUGGAAUCUUUUUCUUUCUGUGUCUCAUUGUAAGUCUACCACAAAAAUUAUCUAUUCUCCAAAAAAAAUGUGGGCAACUGUACACACUGAUACAUUUUCAUAAUUUAUAUACACAAAGGUAUAAAUUCUAGAUACUUUUCCAGCCUUUUUGUUUCAAUAAUGUAAUUACAAAAGGAAGUGUGAAUAAUACUGAAAGGAUAGAAAUAAAUUAUGUAACUGUUUUAGAGCCUUAUCCAUGUAGGUUUAUACCCACUUUAUGUGUAGAAGUCUGACAUUCUACUAUGGCUACAGUUUUAAGGUGUUGAGCCAAACAGAAUGUAGACUGUACAUGUUGAAUGGUUAUUUGCUUAUUAAUAGCACCUUCUUCCAAAGAGUGUAGAGUAAUCCCCCCGUUAAAGCUUUAUUGUGAUAUCAGCAAAAUACAGAAAUUAGUAUGUGUGUGUAGCACAUGAACCUGCUAUUGGACACCUUUUACUCCACUUAUUGGGGAGAAAUGAGCCAAUGGUUAUAUUUCAAGGAGAUAAUAGCCUCUUAAAAUCAUGUUUUAGAAUAUGGACUGCUAUUUCUUUUAUGCUAUGGAAGUCAUUUAAUGUGAUAUCUAUGUAUAUUUUAUACACUUGUAUCAGCUGAUACACCUUAAGUCGUUUCUUUUAUACUGAGACUGAGUAUAAUCUCUACAGGAUAUGCUGUAGUCAUAAAACUCAGUCCGGAUUUAGAGUUGUAAGUCAGGCAUAACCAAAAUAGGAAAACACAGUAGCUGACAUACCACAAUAAACUAAUGUUAAGAAAACAAUGACAACCACUGGAACUGCUUGAGAACUAUAACAAACUAAUGAAGACAAGAUAGCCAAGAAAUUGUUUCAUCUUGGGGAAAAAAAGAGUCACUUUCGAGAAACUGUCUCCAAUAGUUUGAGUCAUUUCGUUUUUGAACGUGUAACAUACUCCAUGUUUGUUUAUCUCAGCCCUACUGAAGGUUUGUUAAGAAUACAUGUGGUCUAUUAUCAAGUCACUGAAUACUUUGAGACCAAGCAUAUAUAGUUGAAGAGUAUAAUACAGUUUUGUACGCAUUUGUACUUCAGUUUAAUGUUAUAAAAUGUUGCAAUACUUUUCCCAUUACAGAUUAUUCCAAAAUUCAACUGUCUUUGAAAAUGAAUUAUAUUACUGAUUUUAUUUUGGCCCAUAUUGUCUCAGAGACCAAAUAUGUGUUCUUAAUUAAACUGAUUAUUAAAUUAUGUUGGUUUAUCUUUCUGGUUUUGUUUUUUUUGUUUUUAAGUGGAUGCACUAUCUCAUAGGUAUAUCUGCAAAACUUAGAAAAGGAUAGCACAUACUUCUCGCACUACAAGGAGAAUUAAAGAAAAAAGUCUGCCAAAUAGUAACAAUUACAUUUCAGUCUAUGUGCAGUGAUCAUUGUCUGCAGAUAUCUAGACAUUCAUCCUACCAUGUUUUAAUCACAAUCUUUUGGGAUAUAGUAAAUCCUCUUUCAUUCAUUCACUCAAGCAAAUCCCAGAAGACAUCUGCCAGUGAUUCCUAUGCAAUUACUAUUAUGCCAAGAGAUAGUGAUUUACUCCAUUUAAAUAUCACAUUUCUCCUACUUGCAUAAUCUUUAUUUUGAUUCUUUGCUUCACUAAUGUGUGCAACAUGUAUAUGUGUAAUAUAUACUAUAUAGAUCCUACUUACAUGCAGUAAUAUUCUACCAUCAAAAGUAUGUUAAUAAAAGUGAAUAUUUAA
Penaeus monodon (black tiger shrimp) is the source of this 4983-nucleotide messenger RNA. RefSeq lists its product as uncharacterized. The record is from RefSeq and is a predicted model, not a curated record. The transcript is spliced from 7 exons. The coding region runs from base 581 to 2080 and encodes 499 amino acids. NCBI's taxonomy places the organism in Eukaryota, Metazoa, Arthropoda, Malacostraca, Decapoda, Penaeidae.